UAAGGUUUCCGACUACCUUAAAAGCGAGGAUUUUCACAAAAAAUCACUUUUUUAUUUUAUUGCUUAAUAAUAAUGCCCAAUUUUUCUAUUUUUCAAAACUGUUUUGUUUUUGAAUGCACGUCAAGCAGAACUUUAGUUAUAGCUAUUUUAGUAGCAGAUGACAGCUGUCUAACUUACCGGAAAUUACAAAAAUGAAACCGGUAGUAGGUAUUUUCAACACACUUGAUAUGAUUCGUUUAUUCGCAGCGUUUUUGCUCCUUAGGGCGAUAUUCGGCUUAAGCAAUUUGGAAAGUAUCGCAGAUAGUAGUAAUUUGUUUUGGGCAUACUAUGUUGAUGAAAGCCACGAGAGGUUGGUUGCAUUUCAAGUAAAAGGAGAUGAGAUCGUAGAUUGUUACAUUUCAGGAGAUAAAACUCAGAUAAGUAUACUUGAGAAAACACUAGAGAAAAUACCUGGAAGUCGACAGUAUACAGAGAAUAAAGAAGACAUGAGGAAUAUAAGUAGCAUUUGUAAUGAAGGCAAGACGAAAGGAAUGUUCUCUGGUGGAGAUGCGAAAAAUAUGUUAAGCCAAUUCGGAAUGUUAAACGUUUUUUUUAUCUAUCCAGGAACAAAAUAUUGUGGUGCCGGUAAUAUAUCUGAGAGUUACGAUGACCUUGGAGAAGAAGUAGAGGCCGAUAAGUGCUGCCGGGCUCAUGAUUCCUGCAAUGACAACAUACUUGCAUUUAAAUCUAAACACGGCCUGAAAAACCCAACGCCGAUAACUAAGUCUCAUUGUGACUGUGAUGAAUGUUUCUUUAACUGUUUGAAAGAGGCAAAUACAAAGACAUCAAACCGUUUAGGCAGGAUUUACUUUAACGCUUUGCAGAUGGAAUGCUUUAGGAAAGAUUACCCAAUCGAAAGCUGCAAAAAAUACAGAGGUUUGGUUACUCACAGAUGUGAAGAGUACGAAUUAAAUCACGAAAAAGAGCCCGUUUAUCAGUAUUUUGACGAUCAAUAUUACGAAGCGCCAUCAGAAGAUUCAGAUGAAGCAAAUGGAAACAAGGAUGUCUUUUACUAUCUGCUAAAUGUGGAAGAUGAAUUGGAUGAACCUUUGAAAAUUGUCUGAAAUGAAAACAAAGGUUUAACUCCCAAUUGGAUAGUCCUUUAUUUGUUUCUAUUUUUUUGAGAUAAAAUAUAUUGUUAGUUUUGAACAAUAUCUUGUUUUUGUGGUUUAUUGUUUUUGUUAAGUGCUGCUCAAAAUUGUAGUGCCAAUAAAAAAAAAAUGUGCCUUUUUGUUAGAGUUAGCGUCAAUAUUCAAGAAAUAAAGUAUUUCAUCUGACA
Molecule: messenger RNA, 1318 nt
Organism: Parasteatoda tepidariorum (common house spider)
Lineage: Eukaryota; Metazoa; Arthropoda; Arachnida; Araneae; Theridiidae
Product: phospholipase A2 LaPLA2-1
Biological process (GO): phospholipid metabolic process; arachidonate secretion
Molecular function (GO): A2-type glycerophospholipase activity
Source: RefSeq, a predicted model, not a curated record